This is a messenger RNA of Eublepharis macularius, 2483 nucleotides long. Its product is annotated as zinc finger protein 345-like. Lineage: Eukaryota; Metazoa; Chordata; Lepidosauria; Squamata; Eublepharidae. Bases 26 to 2365 code for a protein of 779 amino acids. Gene Ontology annotation, cellular component: nucleus. The record is from RefSeq and is a predicted model, not a curated record. The transcript has 3 exons.
GCCUCCACCUCAGUCAGAGGAGGAGAUGAGGGAAAUUCAGGCCUCUUUGAAGGGAGUACCUGAGGUCCCUUGUCAGCCUACAGGAGGCCAUGUAACCCCCAUGCAGCCAGGCCUCACUGGAGAAGGCGGUGAGGCCUCUGAGAGGCUGGCUCCUCCUGAGAAAGUGAAGGAAGAGGGUGUGGAUGUACAAGACACCGUCAGCUCAGAGAUGUGGCGCCAGCACUUCAGGCAGUUCAGCUACCAGGAAGCCGUAGGGCCCCACAAGAUACUGAGCCAACUCCGGGAGCUUUGCCGUCAGUGGCUGAGGCCCGAGAGACACACCAAGGAACAGAUUCUGGACUUGCUCAUCCUGGAGCAGUUCCUGAGCAUCCUGCCCCAGGAAAUGCAGAGGUGGGUCAGGGAAUGUGGCCCAGAGACUGGUACCAAGGCAGUGGCCCUGGCUGAAGAUUUCUUGCUGAGGCUGCGACAGGAAGAGGAACGACGACAGAAGACACUGGAGCCUUUGGAAGGCGUAGAUGGGAAUGUUUCCGAGUCUGAGCAGGAUCCAACAGACAAAUUGCAACAUUCCACAGAGGUCAAACAGGCAUCCAAUGGUCAGGAUAAUUUGCUUGGCAGCAACCAAGCAAAGGCCAAUAAGAAGAAAGCCAUUGAGCUGGGAAGAGCUAAGCAAGUGGGGACCAGUGGACUCUCAUUCAAGAGCGCUAAAGGGAAGCUGUACCCAAGUCCUGAGGAGGAUGAAGCAUCGAGAAGCCAGCAAAGACCCCAAAAGCACCAAGAAAACCCUCUGCCGAAGAUGGCAAAAAAAUCCUUCGUUUGUGAAGACAAUGAUGUUGGCUUGUACCCAGAGGGAAUCCACCGGAGUAAGAGAAACAGCAGCCGUGGAAAAAGAUUCCCUCAGAAUUCUGGCUUUCUAAGGAUUCGGAAAAGGCAAGCAAAGGAAGAAUCGUAUAAAUGUUCCUACUGUGGGAAGACCUUUAACAACAGAGCAUUCCUCGUUAUGCAUGAGAGGACCCACAGAGGGGGGAAACCGUACAAAUGCACAGACUGUGAGAGAAGCUUUAAUCAUAAAGCAAAUCUUAGUAGACAUAAGAAUAUUCACACAGGUAAGAAAGAGCAUAAAUGCUUAGAUUGUGGGAAAAGGUUCAGUUACAGAGCGCUACUUGUUGUACACGAGAGAACGCACACAGGAGAGAAACCCUACGGAUGCCCAGAUUGCGGGAGAAGCUUUAAUCAACAAGCAAACCUUAGCAAGCAUCAGAGGACCCAUACGGGUGAGAAGCCGUAUGAAUGUUCAGAAUGCGGUAAAAGCUUCACUACAAAAUGUAGUCUUGUCACUCACCAAAGGAUACACACAGGAGAGAAACCCUUUAAGUGUUCAGAAUGCAGGCAAGGUUUUAGUCAGAAAGGAAAUCUUCAGAAACACAUGAUGACCCACACAGGAGAGAAACCAUACAAGUGCUCGGACUGUGGAAAGCAUUUCAGCCUUAAAAAGAAUCUCCUUUCACAUGCGAGAACUCACACAGGAGAGAAACCCCACCAAUGUUCAGACUGUGAAAAAAGCUUUGGUGAUAAAACUGCUCUUACCAUACACCGGAGAACCCAUACGGGCGAAAGACCAUAUAAAUGCUCAGUCUGUGGGAAAGGCUUCAGUAAGAGGCAAAGCCUUCGUGUGCACAAGAGAACCCAUACAGGAGAGAAACCAUAUGAAUGCUCAGAUUGUGGGAAACACUAUAGCCAACGGUCAAACUUUGUUCGUCACAAGAGAAUCCAUACGGGAGAGAAACCAUACCAAUGCACAGACUGUGACAAAAAGUUCAGUUUUAAAAUAUCCUUUGUUCAACACAGGAGAACCCAUACAGGAGAGAAGCCGUAUGAGUGCUCCACGUGUGGGAAACGAUUCAGGCGCCAACAUCAUAUUGUGAAGCAUGAGAGGAUCCACACAGGAGAGAAGCCAUUUUCCUGCCCAGACUGUGACAAACGGUUUAACGACAAAGCCAGCCUAUAUCUGCAUAAGAGAACCCAUACGGGAGAAAAACCAUACGGAUGCUCUGAGUGUGGGAAAAACUUCCGGUACAAGCAACAUCUUGUUAUACAUGAGAGGACCCAUACAGGAGAGAAACCCUAUCAGUGCACAGACUGUGGCCAGAGCUUCAGUCAGAGCUCAAAUCUGGUGGUGCAUAGGCGGUCCCAUACUGGGGAAACGCCAUAUAAAUGUCUAGACUGUGGGAAAUGUUUCAAGUAUAGCACUGUCUUUGCAGAACAUAAAAGAACGCACACAGGAGAGAAGCCAUAUAAAUGUUUAGAGUGUGGGAAAAAGUUCUCCAGCCCCUCUAGUUUUAGUAGACAUCAUAAAAUGCACACAUGAAUGGACAGAUAUUCAGGUUAUGGGGAUGGCUGUGGAAAGAAAGGCCCAUAAAAGCUGAAGACAUGUUUCUACAGGGGACUGAUUUAAACGUUACAACCGGUGAAUUUUAUUUCCUUAG